This is a messenger RNA of Clonostachys rhizophaga, 6465 nucleotides long. NCBI's taxonomy places the organism in Eukaryota, Fungi, Ascomycota, Sordariomycetes, Hypocreales, Bionectriaceae. The record is from the annotation of a GenBank genome assembly.
AUGUCGAGGCUCGCCCAUCACGAUCCCCCAGCCUCGUCUGUCGCUGACGAUGGCUCUGGCUUCAACAAACUCGACGAUAGUCCCACUGUCAGGCGCCGGGUCCAUGUCCCUGUGCCUUUGUCUGUAGCAUCACCGGCCUACAGUCCCAGGUGCUCCUCGCCUACCGCUCCUGAUGAUUCCCGCAUCGUUUCCGAUCCCCUAGCUCCCAGGCUUGCCAGUGACUCUCAAAAGUCACCAAAGCCGGCCAUGUCGGGCCCCGUGGGUACUGCCCAAGAAAUUUCACAAUCUGCUGGGCUACCUCGAACUUCCUCCAUCGACUCUGCGAUAUCCGCCCUCUCGUCCAAUAGGCCUGCUCAGCAACAUGGUUCGCAAGACUCCGGGUACGGAGCGGCCGAUGUCUCGAGUCUGGUGAACAAGGCAGGCAGCCCAGAGGCAGUCAUUCAAACCCUUCUGAAGGAGAGACAGGCGCAGUCGCAACAGAACACCCAGCUAUGGCGUUUGGUAGACAAGCAACGGGCCAUGAUUCUGGGCCUCAACAAAGACCUCGAGCGGGCGCUGAAGGAAAAGGAAAAGUAUAGGUUGAAAUUGAGGGAUCUACUAGCCAACGCCGCCUUUAGCCCGACGAGUUCGAACGAUUUACAGACCCCCUCUCGGCCCAAUGUCCCUCGGAUCGAUGUCAACCAGUCGUCAAUGGGAUUCUCUGAGGCGUCGUCUCUGGACUCACCUAGCCAAACCUUCUCUCCCAUCGAUUCGAUGAUCCCUCCCUACCCGGUCACGCCCAUCACACCCGCGUCCCUACCAGACCAAUCGGCCAUGCCACCACCUCCAGACGCCCCUCGACUUCAGGACCCCUCUCGAAUUCUGCCCAAGGUUAGGGAUCGGGCACCGGGCAGGGUUGACCGAGAUACAGAAGAAAAGUCUGAUCAAAUACCGAGAUUAAAAAAGGAGGAUUCCCUCAAGGAUUUGCAGUUCAAUGCCUCACAGCCACCUACCCGCGCCCUGCCUCCGGACCCUCCCAAAGGCCCAUCAACGAAGCUUGGAUCUCCUACUGCUAUGAUGAUUGAAGCAAGAGUUCGAUCGGAAGGUGGAGUAGCUGGCUUUCCAGCGCCACCACGAAAGGCACCUCCUGCUCCACUCCAGCUGAACUCGUCUACCAAGGAGCUGGUACAAGAGGAAGAGACGGAUUCGGAUCUGGAUGAAAUUCUAGAAUCUGCAGACCUGGGAAGUGGAAGCGACGAUCGUGGCCGAAGGCGAACUCGGGCAGAGGAUGAGCUGGACAGAGGGCUCAGGGUCCAAAAGGAGGCCGAAGCAAGAAGUGCCUCUAAGAAGAGCUCAUCCAGCAAGCCCGACUCUCCUGCCGAAGCCGUCCCUCCUAGUCCCCGCCAGGCUCCGGGACAACGCCCCCAUACUGGCUCAAUGUCGCUUGCCGAAGUCCUUCAAGCCGACGAGUACAGCGACCCAGGAUCUCCAGCAAUGAGCCCUGGGCUGCCACUCAGCCCUAGACCUGUCAAUGUGAGACCUCCCAUGCACUCUCCGCCACUCUCUCCUAGGAAUGCUGGGACAUUUCCUUCAGGUCCCUUGUCACCACGACCUCCCCGCCAACCAAUUCCGAUGCCUCCGAACACACCGCUCGCAACACCGGCAGUGGCUUCCAUCGACCAGUCCUUGAUGUCGCCGAAAGAAGGAGUCACGAGCCCCACGGUGGUGACAACCCCAACUGAACGGACAAAGAUCUUCAGAGGCCUGAUCACUGAGGAGUUCCCUGAUCUUUUAUUGGCCCCCAACGCCUUACCAUCAAUUGCAAUCCGUGUCGCCUCAUCUCGGAUGAAGCCCUCGCGCGCAAGUCUGAUUUCGCUCACACAGCUUGAAGAAGACCCUGUGUUUACCUUGGCUGUCAUUUCGCGUGCUGAUCGCAGUGAGUUAUGGCGUCUCGAGAAGGACUCAGCCUCUUUGUCAAAAUUGGACCAACGGCUUAAGCAAUGCCCGGCUUUCACCGCAAGGACGCCGGACAAGUCUCUGUUUUCUGGCCAUGCUCCUGCGAAAGUGGACGCUAGGCGCGCAGCACUGGAACAUUACAUGGAAGAAGUUUUGAAUACUCCCUUGGAUCCAAACACGGCACUUGAGCUUUGCAAGUAUCUAUCGAGAAACGCUCUCCCUCCCAAUGUGGAUGAACUAGGAGCCGGAAGCGGGGCACGAGAGGGAAGCUCGCACAUGAUCGGUCCGGAUGGGCGACCUAUUCGUAGUGGCUAUCUUACCAAGCGAGGCAAAAACUUUGGUGGAUGGAAAUCGAGAUUUUUCCUUCUUGAUGGCCCCCUGUUGAAAUACUACGAAACUCCGGGUGGUGCUCACCUCGGCACGAUCAGACUGCAGAAUGCACAAAUUGUCAGACACUCGCAGAGCGGCGACAACCACUCUCCACCCAGGGGCCCGAACAGCGACGAGAUGGACAAUAACUACCGCCAUGCAUUUCGAAUUCUGGAGCCCAAAAAGAAAGAUUUGAAUAGCCAUGUCAAGCACGUUCUAUGUGCAGAGAACGACAAGGAAAGAGAUCUUUGGGUAAACGCUCUGUUGCAGUGGACUGAUUAUCGUGAAAACGAAGAUGAGGAACCAGCACAGACCAGCAGAUCUAAUGCGGCUAGGAGUAGGAAGAGUAUGCCGCCACCAAGGUCGCACCAUCAGACUCAAGACUCAGAUACUUUGGUUGGUGUCCGAUACGAUUCGACGCAGCAUGGUGACGUCCCGCAGCUGGGUGGUAGACCUAAAACAUCUGGUGCUUCUAGCGACCAUCUCGGGCACCAUUAUAACAACAGCGAUUCGAUGACUCCCAAGCUGAUAUCGGGACCGAAAGAUCCUCAACCCAUUGCGGACCUUGCGGCCUGGGGCAAUAAGACAGGCUUGACGGCUCCAACUAGUGAGGAGAAGAAGGUACGGAAGCGAAGCUUUUUCGGUUUCGGGUCAAAGACGCGAUCCAAUUCAGACGGGCAAGAUUCCAUUCCUGCCGUGGGUGACGGCUUCUCAACCACCGCCCCCUCAGGUAGUGGGUACCAUGGACCAGCACACCAGGUGUUUGGUUCUACAUUGGCUGAGGCCGUACGUUUCAGUCCACCGCACGAUGUGGACGUGCCCCUCCCAUCAGUUGUCUACAGAUGUAUUCAGUUCCUAGAGCACAAGGACGCUAUUCUUGAAGAGGGCAUCUUCCGCCUGAGCGGUUCAAGCAUUGUAAUCAAAGGGCUUCGCGAGAGAUUUAAUGUGGAGGGUGAUGUGAAUCUGGUGACCGACGACCAGUUCUACGACAUCCAUGCAGUCGCCUCACUGCUCAAGCUCUACCUGCGAGAGUUGCCGUCGACAAUACUAACUAGAGAGUUACAUCUCGAGUUCCUGGGGACAACAGAGCUUGUCAGCCGGUUAGACAAAGUUGCGGCUCUUAGCGAACUGGUGCAGAGGUUACCGCUUGCGAACGCCACCCUGCUCAAGUACUUGAUUGCUUUCCUGAUCAAGAUCAUCAAUAAUUCAGAUAUGAACAAGAUGCCUGUGCGCAACGUGGGCAUUGUCUUUUCACCGACGUUGAAUAUCCCGGCGCAAGUAUUUGCCAUGUUUUUGCAAAACUACGAGCCCAUCUUCGGUAUUGCUCCUGAGGACCUGGCUACCCAGGGGAAGACGAUGGAGGAGAAGCACUCGACGCCAAAGAAGAUGGAGCUCGAUCCGCGACUCGAAGCAAGCGACCUCGUUCCCGUUGCUUCCGUCCCCGAAGCAUCCUCGAUCGCUGGACGCACCACGGGCUUUGCAGACGCCGACACGCCGUCCACUAAUCUUGGCGCAACCAGAGACCAGGACCUACAAAGAGGCGACGACGACCACCACAGCGGCGACGACCAGGACGGAGGCGCCGACCCGAAACGCUCGAGAGCAUGCGAGGCCUGCCGUGGGCUGAAGGUGCGGUGCGAUCCGGAUCCGGACGGCGGGCCAUGCAAGCGCUGCAAGAAGGCAUCGCGCAAGUGCGUGGUCACGCAGCCGACGCGCAAGAGGCAGAAGAAGACGGACAGCCGUGUUUCCGAGCUGGAGAGGAAGAUUGAUGCUUUGACGGCGAGCCUGCAAGCCCGCGCGGGCGGCAUUCCCGUCCUUCCUGCGCUGGGUGUCUCCUCAUCACCACACGUGCUUGGGGCGAGCAGCGUUAGCCCAGGCGGUGGGCCGAACGAGCACACGACACCAGGGAGCCAUGGGAGCUCGUACUAUAGGGCUCCUUCGACGGAGGGGGUUGCCAGUGGAGGCAUCGGAAGUCACGAGAGGUCAUGGGGAAGCGAGACGGCCACCGUGAGACACGCGAGCCUGGACAGAUCAAAUGGCCAGUCCGUGACACCACCGGGAGGAGGGUCAGCGGUGGCGGCCCCUCCGCAAGCACGAGUCGAUCCGACACCCCCGGCAUUCCAGCCGCCCAUGGUCAUAGCCGGCCAGAAGCGAAAGCUGCCCGCGAGAUGGAGCGCGAGCGCGGACGACGAGCACAGGCAAUCUCCUGUGACUGCCGCCAGCAGUUCGUUCACGCCGGUGCCGGAUAGCGACGUUGUUGACCGCGGCAUCCUCACGAUGGCGAAGGCGACCGAGCUGUUCGCGCGGUAUCGUGAUCGCAUGGCGCCGAACCUCCCUGCCGUCGUACACCCUCCGAGCAUGACUGUUUCUGAUCUUCGGAAGAACAAACCUGUCCUUUUCCUCUCCACCAUGGCGGCUGCCGCGUCCGAGGACAACGAUUUGCAAAAGGCCCUGUCGCGGGAGGUCAUGUUGGUGUUUGCGGACAAGGUGUUUCUGAGCGGCGACAAGAGCAUCGAAAUUGUCCAAGCUCUACUUGUGGCCGUCGUUUGGUACUGGCCACCAGAGCACUUUGAAGAGCUCAAGUUUUAUCAGCUCGUCCACAGCGCCGCCGUCAUGGCCAUCGAUAUCGGCCUGGGUAAGAGUUUCGGCAACAAGCAGCCUGGUACGGGCCUCUACAACUGGCAGAGCCACCCCAUGCGGCGCCAAGCACUACCUGAUCCAACGACUGUCGAAUCUAGGCGAACGUGGCUCGCGUGUUUCUUCAUGGCCUCCAAUACGUCCAUCUCGCUGCGCCGCCCCAAUCUUAUCCGCUGGACCCCCUUCAUGGCCGAGUCGCUUGAAGUACUGGAGUCAUCCCCUGAUGCCGCACCGUCGGACACAUAUUUCUGUCAUCUUGUGUGGACGCACAAGUUGGGUGAGGAGGUGAGCAAUCAGUUCGCCUUGGAGGACGCGACUGCGCGGGUGAAUAUCAACGAGGCGAGAACGCAGCACACCCUGCGGGCUCUCGAGAGGGAGCUGGAAAACAAGCGAAAUUCAGUUCCUGAGGAUGUCAUGAGGCCUGCACUAACCCUUGGAUUUGAGAUGAUCAACUUGUACAUGCACGAGAUUGUGCUUCAUAGCAAAACGGCCGUCGACCAGAUACGACCACCCUUCAACACCGACGCAUUCAAGGAAGGUGUUAUCGGGCCCGAGCCUCUGUCCGCCGCCCACAUCAAUGCCAUCUCAUCAUGUCUUAGCGCAAUCAACGGCAUCUUCACCACGUUUCUGUCACUGGACGUGGCGAGCGUCCGUUGCCUGCCCGUCUAUAAUUUCGUCCGCGUUGCCUACGCCCUCGUUAUCCUUCUCAAGAUGUACUUCACCUCAUCUAACCCAACCUCAGACCUCGGGAAGGUGGUCAACAAGGAGAAUCUUCGGGUUGGCUAUUAUAUGGAUCUCCUCAUAGACAAGUUCCGUGCCACCGCCGCCGACGAUCGAAGUCGGCCCGCCUCGAAGUUCCUCGUUGUGCUCGCCAUGUUGAAGAGCUGGUUCAUCAAACAGGGCAAGCUCGAGGCUAAGAACAACUCUCAGGGCGAUGAUGGGGCUGGUUCUACCAAAUCGCCAAGGACUAGUGGCUGGCCAGAAGGCGAUGGCUCAUCUGGCAACAAGCAGAUGUUACCUUUUCAAAGACAAAACCCGCAGCAGCAGCAAGAACCAGCUCGAGUAAACACGCCCCUCCAGCUCCUCUCCGAAGUGGCCACGGGCACUGGAGCCAACAAACCUAGCGGAUCAGCACGCUUCCUUCUUGGUAGCUUCCGCAACCAACCCCAGCCAUUCUUCUAUGAGGCCAACAAUAAUAAUAAUGCAAACACGCCUUCCUCCUCAGCCUCUGACGGCUCACCCGCCAUCAAUCCCACGACAGGCCCCCAACAAACGUCUCAACCUCAACAGCAACCGCCCUUCUUCGCCGCCUCCUCCGCUGCCGCCGCCUCCUCUGAACCUUCCUGGAUGUCCAACCUCCCAAUUAACAUCGAUAUGGGUCUCGCUGAUGGCACGGGACUGGACUUUACCAAUCUGGGAUUGACCCCCGAGUUCCAAUUGUCGUCCGAGGACCUCCAAGAGCCCUGGAUCAGCGAUCUGUUCCAAGGGUUUCAGGACGCGGGAGGAGGAGUCGUCGAUGGUUAG